GCGCCGCUGGAAGAUGGCGCAGGAGGUUGGCGCCAUGGAAGAUGGGCAGCUUUCCGACUCGGAUUCCGACAUGACAGUUGCGCCUAGCGACAAGCCGCUGCAGGUGCCGAAAGUAUUAGGGGGAGACAUCCCAGUGAGGCCCUUCCACAAUACUGCAGCAGCAUGUGCACCAGUAUCACAUUACCGGACUGUUACAAGUGUGGAUUCCAGUGAAGACAGCUUUUCUGAUUCAGAUGAUGACAGCGCUCUUUGGAAACGCAAGCGACAGAAAUGUUUUAAUCCUCCUCCCAAGCCAGAGCCAUUUGACUUUGGUCAGAGUAGCCAGAAAGCAUUUGUUGCCGGAACAAAGAAGGUUAACAAUAUAUGGGGUGCUGUCCUGCAAGAGCAGAAUCAAGAUGCAGUGGCCACUGAACUUGGUAUCUUGGGAAUGGAGGGUACGAUUGACAGAAGUCGACAAUCGGAGACCUACAAUUAUUUGCUUGCUAAGAAACUCAAGAGGGAAUCUCAAGAGCAAUCAAAAGAAUUAGACAAAGAGCUAGAUGAAUAUAUGCAUGGUGGCAAAAAAGCAGACUCAAAGGAAGAGGAAAAUGGGCAAGGUCAUCUCAAACGGAAACGACCUGUCAGAGACAGAUUAGGGAACAGAGUGGAAAUGAACUAUAAAGGUCGUUAUGAAAUCUCCGAGGAGGAUCCUCAAGAGAAAGUGGCUGAUGAAAUUUCUUUCAGGUUACAAGAACCAAAGAAAGAUCUGAUUGCUCGAGUAGUGAGGAUAAUUGGGAACAAAAAGGCAAUUGAGCUUCUUAUGGAAACUGCUGAAAUUGAACAAAACGGUGGCCUUUUUAUAAUGAAUGGUAGUCGAAGAAGAACACCAGGUGGAGUUUUUCUGAAUCUCCUGAAAAACACUCCUAGUAUCAGUGAGGAACAAAUUAAGGACAUUUUCUACAUUGAAAAUCAAAGGGAAUAUGAAAAUAAAAAAGCUGCUAGGAAGAGGAGAACACAGUUGUUGGGGAAGAAGAUGAAACAAGCUAUUAAAAGUCUAAAUUUUCAAGAGGAAGAUGAUACAUCACGAGAAACUUUUGCAAGUGACACAAAUGAGGCGCUGGCCUCUCUUGAUGAACCGCAGGAAGGACAUGGAGAGGCGAAGCUGGACGCUGAGGAAGCCAUUGAGAUCGAUCAUUCGAAUGAUCUAGACAUCUUUUAAUGAUACUGACAUUUUCAACAUUUGGUAGAAUAAACCUUUCUGGAAUAAUAGUGAUAAACCUCUCCUCUACCGAGAACUCUUUGUUGAACUUCAAACUGAUAAACCUGAAAAUCUGGA
Messenger RNA from Elephantulus edwardii (Cape elephant shrew), 1315 nucleotides. RefSeq names its product phosphorylated adaptor for RNA export (gene PHAX). NCBI's taxonomy places the organism in Eukaryota, Metazoa, Chordata, Mammalia, Macroscelidea, Macroscelididae. Gene Ontology annotation, biological process: snRNA export from nucleus. The record is from RefSeq and is a predicted model, not a curated record. The transcript is spliced from 5 exons. Gene Ontology annotation, cellular component: nucleus. The coding region runs from base 14 to 1198 and encodes 394 amino acids.